This is a messenger RNA of Schistocerca piceifrons (Central American locust), 675 nucleotides long. RefSeq lists its product as uncharacterized. Lineage: Eukaryota; Metazoa; Arthropoda; Insecta; Orthoptera; Acrididae. The transcript is spliced from 3 exons. The record is from RefSeq and is a predicted model, not a curated record. Bases 1 to 675 code for a protein of 224 amino acids.
AUGAAGAGAGAAAGUCAUGUUAUCACCAGAUACAGUUGGGAUGGCAGAAACGAGAGUGUAAUUGAUUAUAUUCUAGUAAAUAGGGAGUGUAGAGAGAAAGUAACAAAUGUGAAGGUAAUUACAAGUGUGAGUGCAGAUGGAGACCAUAGAUUACUGGUGGGACAAUGGAAAAUGAAUCAGUGUGUGAAAAAUAGAAAACAGAAGAAAGUGAUGAGGACAUGGGAUUGGAAACUGAAGGAGAGUGAAUGUGCUGAGAAGUACAGAGAACUAAUAACACAAAAAUUUCCAAAAGACACAAGUUGGUGGGAUGAUGCCACAAUCCAAGCAGUUAGAAGAAAAAAUGGAGCUUGGAGGAAGUGGUGGAAAACUAAAAAUGACGAAAACCAUAAAAGAUAUAUAGAGGAUAAGAAGAAGUGCAAAGAUAGUGGAAACAGCAAAGAAAAAGGCAUGGGAAGAGUUAACAAAAAAAAACUUGAAGUAGAUGUGAAGAGGAAUGAGAAAAUGUUCUAUAAAAUGAUGAAAAAUAAAAGGAAGGCUUCUGAAGUACCAAAACUGUUAAAUGCUGAGGAGCAGGUACUUGAGGAAACAACAAAUAAUGGAGAAAUUGAGAGAAGCUGGGAAGCAGAAUUAGGACAAAUUACACGGGAAGAAAGGGAGAAGCUGGAAAGAAGAUGA